AUGUGUGACAUUUAUAACCUUCACAGCCUUAUUAAUGUUCCUACAAGGAUCAGUAAAAACAGGGAAUCCUGUCUCGACGUUAUUCUUACUAACGUCCCCGCGUUUGCCAAAGACUCGGGUGUCAUUCAUACGGGUCUAAGCGACCAUGAUCUCGUACAUACGGUUCUGAAAACCCGACACAUGCGAUCAAAAGCAGAAACCAUAACUAAACGAUCCUUUAAAGCUUUUGAUAAGGAUUCAUUUCAAGCUGAUUUAUUAACAGUGCCUUUCUCUGUCUCAUACGUGUUUGAUGAUCCUGACGAUGUAUAUUGGUGUUGA
Messenger RNA from Pocillopora meandrina, 318 nucleotides. The record is from the annotation of a GenBank genome assembly. NCBI's taxonomy places the organism in Eukaryota, Metazoa, Cnidaria, Anthozoa, Scleractinia, Pocilloporidae.